AUGGGGCCAGCUGGCCCUGUGGGAAAGGACGGGCCGCCCGGACCAGUUGGGCCCCGAGGGCUGAAGGGACCCGUGGGGCCGCCCGGGCCAGUUGGGCCCCGAGGGCUGAAGGGACCCGUGGGGCCGCCCGGACCAGUUGGGCCCCGAGGGCUGAACGGACCCGUGGGGCCGCCCGGACCAGUUAGGCACCGAGGGCUGAAGGGAUCCGUCGGGCCGCCCGGACCAGUUGGGCCCCGAGGGCUGAAGGGACCCGUCGGGCCGCCCGGACCAGUUGGGCACCGAGGGCUGAAGGGACCCGUCGGGCCGCCCGGUCCAACAGGGAUGUCCCAGUCUCCCAUCCCUGCCGGACCGGCUGAACAUGCAGGAAAGAACUAG
Messenger RNA from Branchiostoma floridae (Florida lancelet), 375 nucleotides. Its product is annotated as collagen alpha-1(I) chain-like. Bases 1 to 375 code for a protein of 124 amino acids. The record is from RefSeq and is a predicted model, not a curated record. NCBI's taxonomy places the organism in Eukaryota, Metazoa, Chordata, Leptocardii, Amphioxiformes, Branchiostomatidae. The transcript is spliced from 2 exons.